Messenger RNA from Phaeoacremonium minimum UCRPA7, 2457 nucleotides. Its product is annotated as putative centromere kinetochore protein. Gene Ontology annotation, biological process: endoplasmic reticulum to Golgi vesicle-mediated transport; mitotic spindle assembly checkpoint signaling. The record is from RefSeq and is a predicted model, not a curated record. Lineage: Eukaryota; Fungi; Ascomycota; Sordariomycetes; Togniniales; Togniniaceae. The transcript has 4 exons. The coding region runs from base 1 to 2457 and encodes 818 amino acids. Gene Ontology annotation, cellular component: RZZ complex.
AUGGCGACAAUUGCGGACGGCGGAGUAUCUAGUGGCAUUGGCAGCGCUCUCGUGGACUUCUCCGUGAACGGAUUGUUCCCCGAGGAGGAUGUCUCGUCGCUCAAGCUCAGCCCGGACCAGCUGCCUGCUGCCAUCGAAGCCGUCGAUGGGGCCAGGACCAAGCUCCAGGCCGAUAUUCAUACGAUCAACCAAGAAACCGCCGAGGACGUAAGCUCCUGGGUGAGCAAUGCGAAGUCCCUACAAGAUGACAUCAACCGAUCUAAGAGCUUGGCCAACGACAUUCUGCGGCAAUCCGAAGAACCUGUCGUAUCGGGAAAGUCGACAAAGGAGGCGGAAGACAAGGUUGCCUUCCUUAAGAAAGAGCUCCAUUAUAACCAACAAGUCCAAGAAGCAUUAAAGGGCAUUCGAAGGGUCAACCAAAUCCUUGAUCAGGUAGAGCAGGCACGGGAUGAGCGACGCAUCUUGGAUGCCUUGCGGCUCCUCGAGAAGUCUUGGACCGCCCUCGACGAGAUACCCGUGGGCAAGAGUUGCCGAGUCAUGAAGCUUCUGGACCUACGCGCCUUCGAACUCAAGUCAGACGUGCAUGAUGUGUUUGAUCAUGUAUGGAAGUCGCUUGUCGAAGUGGACGUGGACAAACAGCAGAUCUCCAUCAGUGAAACCCGAGAUGGCGAGGCUAUGAGCCUGUCAGAUGCCGUCAUUGGCUUAAAAGCGUACAAGGAGGUGGAUGAACGCAUGGUGCAGCUAUGGCAUGACAUUGAUCGAGCAGUCAUCGGCCCUCGAACAACUAUAGGAAGCGAAAAUCUUCCUGGCAUUCAAGUCAUUGACGGGAUUCUCCUGGUAACAGGCACCGUCGACAACAGCAUCAAAUCACUUUUUACAGACCUCCAGCAGAUAUUUGCCUUUUUUGCUGAUCACCUACCUACUGAUCUCGUCGAUUCAAUGUCAGCUGUUAUGAUGCCCGAGCUCAUGACAAGAAUCAUAAAUGUGUGGCUCGACUCCGCCGUGCCUCCAUCCCUCAAGGAGAUGGACGCAUUCGAGGAAGUCAUCGCUGCGGCGAAAGAAUUCUGCUCAAAGCUAGAAAACCUUCGUUUCUCGGGGUUCAACGAGCUGCAAGAGUGGGUAGAAAAUGCCCCAAGGGUGUGGCUUUCAAAAUGCAGAGAGACUGCACUUGACGCAGUACGUACAAGGCUCUCAGGCGGCCUCGGGGCACCAAAGCAAGUCGAGCGAGUUGAAAAACAGAUGGUUUCACGAUCAGAAGGAAAGGAGCUAGCAGCGACAGGCACGACUGCAGAUGACAACCAGGACUGGGCGGCAUGGGAUGACGAUGGAGAUCAGCAACCAACGGAGUCUGGCAUUCCCUCCUACCGCGACCCUCAGAAAUCUACUGGCCCGGCUGAAGAUGAUGGUACCGAUGCAUGGGGUUGGGGCGAAGAUGAUGACACGCAAGUAGCACCGUCAACAAAGGAGGUUGAAUCUAAACCGGCCGAGGAAGAUGAUGCUGGAGAAGACGCAUGGGGCUGGGGAGAUGAAGAACCGAAGGAGACGGAGCCUGAAUCUACGGGGCCCACUGUCAAGAGCUCCGCUCCGGCUACACAACAGACACGCGAAAUGACUCUCAAGGAAACUUAUAACAUUUCUUCGAUGCCUGAACCUGUUCUUCAGCUCAUAUUUGCCAUUCUAGAAGACGGCGCAACCUUGACGCAGAGCGGGUUCCUGUACAAUGAUGCUACCUACCUCGCAGAAAAGCUUGCGGAUUUCGCAAUAGCUUGGAAAACGCGUGAGGAUAUUACCUCACGAGCACAGAAUAUGCUCCGGCUUGACAAUGACGUGAAAACACUCCAAAAUUUCGCUGCAAGAGCUUACGGUAAUGAGAUGAAUAUACAGAAGACAGUGCUUCGAGAUCUUCUGGGAGGUGAACAAAGUCUCUUGCAUCAAGAUGAUCCAGAAAAUUAUGUCGAGGCAGCUGUGUCACGGAUACGGUCCAUGGCCGUAACAUGGGAGGUUAUUCUCGCGCGUUCAGCGUGGUAUCAAGCCGUGGGAUCUCUCGUAGAGGCCCUCUCUAGCAAAAUCAUCACGGACGUGAUGGAUGCUUCUUCCAUCUCACAGGACCAGGCAUACAACGUCGCCAAGUUGAUCGCCCACGUGGCAGAGCUAGACGAUUUAUUCCUUCCAAGCCGCGUGUCUGGCCAAGGACAGCCGGAUGAGGUCCCUAUGACCGCGCAGUAUGCGGGUUCUUGGCUGCGACUGAAGUACCUCAGCGAAGUGCUGCAGUCGAAUCUGAGAGAUAUCAGGUAUUUGUGGAUGGAGAGCGAACUGAGUCUGUACUUCACAAAGGACGAGGUUGUGGACCUGAUUAAUCUUAGCUUUGAGGAUAAUCCGAGGACGAGGGAGGUGAUCAAAGAGAUAACACAGAACCCUCAUCCGUCCCAAGAUCAGGGACAAGUUGAACGCUGGUAG